CUUUAGAGAUUUUCCGUACUUUUUCCUGUUUAGAUCAUGCCGUUCAUGCAAACACUAUUCAUGAAACGUCUGCUAAGGUAAAAUCUUACAGGGCUAGUGGCAUUCGAUGUUGGGUCUGAAAGUUUCCUCCUGAUACCUCUUCCUCCUGCAACAUAUGAAUAUUUCGGAAAGUCAUACGGGGUAGAAUUGGACGGGCGGUUUGCUGUCAUGUAUGUCCACCAGAACAAUCAGGUUAUUGCUUGGAGUUUGGAGAUGGCAGCGCCAUCUUGCUGGAAGAAGCAUGUUUUCCCCUUUCCAUUAGAGGAAGGGGUUCUGGAGUCAGACAGUGAAUUUUUUUCCAGGCCUUUUAUUACUGCUACUCCAGCUGGGGAAAUCCUAUUGUUAACGUUAAAGGGAACACCUUCUCUUUGGGUUUUAUUGGAUAAGUUCGGGGCAGACCCUGUUUGGAAGGAAUUUCGAAUUAGGGUGCUUGCUGCCAUUCCUACCGGUAUUUGGAAAUCGUCAGAAGUUGUUGUUGGCCAAAACAUUGCCCAGAAUCGCUUUUACUUGGAUUAAUCUUGCUGGGAAACGCCACACUGGUCUUCUCUUCCUCUCUACCUUAACAUUUCAUUUCGUCAUAAUCAUGUCUUACCAUUGUGUUAAUCUUUCAUUUACUUCUUUAGUUUCUUCUACUAAGCAAUUUAGUUAGAUGGUCAUAUACUCAUAUGGAAUAUUCAUUAUGCCUAAAAGUAUAAUUCACUGUACCCAAUUUCUUUGGGAUUUUAUUGGGACAGACUACAAAUUGGUUUGUUUCUUUUGUUAGUGUGACUAAUAGCUUGGUGCAUUGUCACUCUGUAUUAGUCUGUG
Cuscuta epithymum is the source of this 846-nucleotide messenger RNA. The record is from the annotation of a GenBank genome assembly. NCBI's taxonomy places the organism in Eukaryota, Viridiplantae, Streptophyta, Magnoliopsida, Solanales, Convolvulaceae.